AUGAGUAGAGGUGGUGGAGAAAUGGAAGAAAGACUGCUAAGUGAGUCAGAGAUAGAACAGAGGAGAGAGAGUCUCCACCUGAGAAAGAAGAUUUGGAGUGAAGUAAGGAAGAUGUGGCGAAUAGCUUUACCAUCUACUUUGUUCAGAGUGAUGUCGUUUGGCUGCAUAGUGGUGGCUCAAGCCUUUAUUGGUCACAACAGUGAAACAGGUCUCGCUGCUUAUGCUCUCCUUCAAAGCACUUUCAUUCGUUUCAUCUAUGGUGUUAUGGCAGGUAUGUCAAGUGCGACGGAGACACUAUGUGGGCAAGCCUAUGGAGCACAACAAUAUCACAUGAUGGGGAUAUAUCUACAACGCUCUUGGAUAGUAGACCUCUUUACAGCCACUCUCUUUGUCCCUUUCAUAGUCUUCGCAGGUCCCAUUCUUCGGUUACUAGGUCAAAACAUUGAGAUCACCAAGACCGUUGACGAGAUCUACCUUUGGGUCAUCCCUUAUCUAUACAGCAUCGUAUUCACCAUGACAAUGCAAAUGUACCUCCAAGCGCAGAUGAAGAACGCCAUCAUAGGCGUUCUCUCGACCGUAGCCUUGGUCUUGGACAUUGUGGCCACUUGGUGGUGCGUGGGCGUGCUGGGGAUGGGAAUCCAUGGUGCGCUUCUAGGACUUAAUCUAAGCUCGUGGUCAGUGGCAAUAGCCGAGUUUGUGUACGUGUUUGGAGGGUGGUGCCCACAUACUUGGACCGGUUUUAGCACUGCUGCUUUUGUUGAUCUUAUUCCCAUGCUCAAGUUAUCCAUUUCCUCUGGCUUCAUGCUUUGCUUAGAGUAUUGGUAUAUGAGCAUCAUAGUCUUAAUGUCUGGAUAUACAGAUGAUGCAAAUAUUGCAAUUUCUGCAUUUUCCAUAUGCCAAUAUAUCUACACAUGGGAGAUGAAUAUAAGCUUAGGCUUGUUGGGUGCAGCAUGCGUACGAGUAGCAAACGAAUUAGGAAAAGGAGAUGCACAAGCGGUGAGAUUCUCAAUAAAAGUGGUGCUUGUAGUAUCAGCGGUGAUUGGUGUGAUAUGCUCUGCUCUAUGCCUAGCGUUUGGUGGUCAAAUCUCGUAUUUGUUCUCUGAUAGCCACCAAGUUUCAGACGCAGUCGCUGAUCUCUCCAUCGUCCUUAGCAUAUCCAUACUCUUAAACAUCAUCCAGCCCAUUCUCUCUGGAGUAGCUAUUGGCGCAGGGAUGCAGAGUAUGGUCGCAUUUGUGAACUUGGGAACUUAUUAUGCAAUUGGUGUUCCUUUAGGGUUCAUCUUUAUUAACAUUUGCCAUUUUGGUGUUAAGGGACUGUGGUCUGGAAUGUUGGCUGGAGUUGGUAUCCAAACGUUGAUAUUGUCUUAUUUUAUUUAUAAAACUGACUGGGAAAUGGAGGUAAAGAAGACGAAGGAGCGUAUGAGAACCUGGACUCUAAAGUCGCCUUCUGUAGAAUCGAGUAGUAUCUCGACCAGAGAUGAAGAGAGGAAGUGAUCAUAUCAUACAUAUAUAUAUAUAUAUAUAUAUAUCUGAUAUUUAAAACUUUUAAGAAGUUUUUAAAAUAUUGUUAUGAUGUAGAAAAAUUAGGACCUUUGUUGAGAUAGCAUUAUUAGGUUAAUGCAACUCUCAUAACUUUGAAAGAGGUUAAUAAGGUUGAUCUUCCUUUUGUCUAUUAAGUAUACUUUAGUUUUGAUUGGAUAUGUAUUUUGGCUGUGGAAAAAAAAUGAAUUGUUUUUGAAAAGUAGCUCGUUGUUUAAUAUAGUUGAGUUUUAUUAGACAAUAAUGCUUAUAAGAUAAUAUAAUCAAUGAUUUUGAAAAGGAGUUCUUGGUAGAAUAUUUCAAUGAAGUUUUAGAAAGUUUCAUCAGCUUAACAACAAUCCAAUCCUUGCACAACGAUUUUUUGCCAGUGGAUUCCAAAAAUGUUAAUUGAAAUAUGUCAAUGCAGUAUAAUUUAUACAGAUCAUAGAAUACACUGACAAGUGACAACACAUGAAUGUAUAUUAUCUUUGUUAGGCCUGCGUAAAUUUCGAGCCAAUAUCCAUGUAACUUGCCCGUUGGGCUUUAUCAAC
Eruca vesicaria subsp. sativa (arugula) is the source of this 2069-nucleotide messenger RNA. Lineage: Eukaryota; Viridiplantae; Streptophyta; Magnoliopsida; Brassicales; Brassicaceae. The record is from the annotation of a GenBank genome assembly.